Messenger RNA from Cynoglossus semilaevis (tongue sole), 2150 nucleotides. It is a transcript of the gene paip1, whose product is annotated as poly(A) binding protein interacting protein 1. Gene Ontology annotation, molecular function: RNA binding; protein binding; translation activator activity. The transcript is spliced from 11 exons. Gene Ontology annotation, biological process: regulation of translational initiation. The record is from RefSeq and is a predicted model, not a curated record. Bases 205 to 1494 code for a protein of 429 amino acids. Lineage: Eukaryota; Metazoa; Chordata; Actinopteri; Pleuronectiformes; Cynoglossidae.
ACAGCGGUAGUUUGUUGUUAAAGGAAGUGGCCCAAACAAGUUGUGUACAUACGAUUGGCAACGUUGGACACCAUGAAAUACAGAUAAGGUGUUAGUUGUAUUUACCAUUGCCCAGACGCGAGAAAGAAAACAUAGAACGGUGUCCGGACGGUGUUUACUGUGCGUUGUUUAGAUUUAAAAGCAGAGGUUGACAAGCCUGUAGUCAUGAACCAGAAUUUCGACCGAGCCCCUGGUGGCACAUUCGGCGGUCAAGGCGACGCUAUAACGACGCUGUUCAACCAAAGAGAGCCGCUCAGACAACCAAGGACCUCACCGCCGUUACCAGAUAACAGCUACCUGCCCAACGAGGCGGGUGUCAGAGGAGAUUCUAAGAGACAACAACAAAAUUCAAGUGCCAACAGUUUUCCUUCUUCUCAAGAACGUAGUGACAUGGACUCCCUGGUCAAAUCAUCGAACCUCUCUGCUGCAGCUCCAGAGUUUUUUCCCCCUGGAUUUAACCAAUCUGAGGAGCCAGCUGCGUAUGAUGAGAGUGAAGAAUAUGAGGGUGAACUCAACCUGGCCAGCAUGGUGACAGAUUUCCUCAACCACCUGAGCUCCUCCCCGGGGUCGUUUGAGUCCGAUAUUGAAUACAUGACGAGUGUGCUCAACUCCUACGUCACUACCGAGGAGUUACUGCAGAGUUUGGUGGAACUGAUCUACGAACAGUCCACCACCGUUCAAAACUUUGCCUACACGGGCGCCAGACUCUGCAACCAUCUGUCCAAACAUCUCACCGCAAACUUCAGGCAGCUGCUUCUGAUAAGGUGUCAAAAGGAAUACGAACAGAGGGAUGCUGCUGUUCGAGGAGAUGCAGCGACUCAGAAGAAGUUCCACUCCUAUGUGCUCUUUCUGGGAGAGCUGUACCUGCAUUUAGAGAUCAAGGGUCCUAAAGGUCCUCCAACAAGGGCUAAGAUUCUCCUCGAUGCCCUCAAGGAUCUGAUGAACAGUCUCUUCUCCAAUCCUGUGGAUUCAAACCUCAUCUGUGCCGUCAAACUCCUGAAGCUCACGGGAUCGGUCCUGGACGACACUUGGAAACAAAGUGGACAGUCACACAUGGAGAAGCUGAUCCAGAGAAUAGAGACAAUAGUCCUGGAUGCCACCUGCAGCAGGGAUGUCAGACAGAUGCUGCUAAAACUGGUUGAGCUGAGAUCCAGCGACUGGGGAAGAGUUUGUGCCGGUUCAUCUGCGAGCAACGCCACACCAGACAACGACCCCAACUACUUCAUGAACGAACCAACGUUCUACACAGAGGAUGGCACACCUUUCACUGCAGCAGAUCCAGAAUAUGCAGAGAAAUACCAAGCUAUCCUGGAACAACAGGAUUAUUUUGAUGACUUUGACGGUGAAAAUGGAAAUGACCGUGACGAGUAUGACUUUGACGACGAGAUGGAGCCCGAGAUCGAAGAAGCCUUCGAACGCUUUUGCUUAGAGUCGGAGGGAAAACGAAAACAUUGACACCAGAGUGAAACCAAUGCUGUGACGGUUCCGCUCGACCUGCCGCAAUAUUCAGUCGCUCAACCUUCUACUACCGUAAACAUUUUAACAAAAAACAAGCUAUUCAUAAUUACACUGACCUUCUGUUUGUUUUUCAGCCAGUGUUUCAAAUGGGUGGACAAUCACAAACCUGCUUGAAACAUGUUUGAGAAGGCUUUUUGCGAUAUAGAAGUGUUCUCCUUUUUACAUUGUUUUAUGUUUGGGGUUUGUUAUCUUUAAGCUUCUACUAAUUUCAAAUGGAGGAGUUGGUUUCUUUAAUUGGAGUGAUAACAAACGCCUACUGAGUCCAAAUUUUUUUUUUUUUUUUACAAACUCUAAAUUAGGCAUUUAAUUCUAGUUUGACAGAAAUAUACAACAGCUAAAAGUACCAACCUUAAUCCUAAACUUAACCCUAAUGAUCAGGGGUCUUCACAAACUUGCAUUUGAGUUCAGUUUGUUUGACAACAGUAGCUUCAAACCUCUGCCUGUACCUGUCCUUCAGCAGCCAGUGUGAGAAAAAUUAAGUUGACUAAAAACUGUAACCCAUUUAAGGAAUGAGACUUUAGUUUGUAAAUAUUAUUUAUAGAAUUUUUUUUGUUUUGUUUUGUUUGCCUGCAAUAAAUUCUUUAUUUCUUGUA